This is a messenger RNA of Pundamilia nyererei, 2581 nucleotides long. Its product is annotated as folylpolyglutamate synthase, mitochondrial-like. Gene Ontology annotation, biological process: tetrahydrofolylpolyglutamate biosynthetic process. The coding region runs from base 40 to 1776 and encodes 578 amino acids. The transcript is spliced from 15 exons. Gene Ontology annotation, cellular component: cytosol; cytoplasm; mitochondrion. NCBI's taxonomy places the organism in Eukaryota, Metazoa, Chordata, Actinopteri, Cichliformes, Cichlidae. Gene Ontology annotation, molecular function: tetrahydrofolylpolyglutamate synthase activity; ATP binding. The record is from RefSeq and is a predicted model, not a curated record.
CAUAUUUGGUGUCGCCUUCCUGGGACACCUCCACGCUUCAUGAUGCUGUGCAUGUCGCGCAUGCUACGGCGGGGCUCGGCCUUCGCCGCGCGGCUUGCACGGCGGGAUCGGGCACUCAGUUUGGCGGGUCUUUCGUGCCGGCACUACAGCACCGAGACGGCUCCUCACAUCCCGGGAAUGGAGUACCAGGAUGCCAUUUGCACUCUGAACACGCUGCAGACAAAUGCCAGCGCCUUGGAGCAGGUACGACGAGAGCGCAGCAACCCUCAGCUGCAGCUGAACGCCAUGAGAGGCUUCCUGGAGCGAGCCGGCCUCACGGUGGACAAACUCGACCAUCUCAAUAUCAUUCACGUGACUGGAACAAAGGGCAAGGGCUCGACAUGUGCGUUCACUGAGCAGAUUUUAAGAAAUUAUGGCUUCCGCACAGGAUUUUACAGCUCUCCACAUCUGGUGCAGGUCAGGGAGAGGAUUCGGAUCAACGGACAGCCAAUCGGGAAAGACCUCUUCACUAAAUAUUUCUGGCAGGUUUACGGACGACUCGAUGAAACAAAGGAUGCCCACGGAGGGACGAUGCCGGCAUAUUUCCGCUUCCUCACCAUCUUGGCCUUCCAUGUCUUCCUCCAAGAGAAGGUGGAUUUAGCUGUGAUUGAAGUUGGUAUAGGCGGCGCGUACGACUGCACCAACAUCAUAAGGAGGCCGUGGGUGUGUGGCAUCUCCUCUCUGGGCAUAGAUCACACUCAGAUUCUCGGAGACACCGUCGAGAAGAUCGCCUGGCAGAAAGGAGGCAUCUUCAAGCCUGGAGUCCCCGCCUUCACCGUCAGACAGCCAGGGGGCGCCAUGCCCGUGCUCAAGGAGCGGGCCAAAGAGAUCGGAUGCCCACUGUGGGUGUGUCCACAGCUGGAGGACUACCAAGUGGACUGUGGACCUUUGCACCUGGGCCUUGCAGGGCAGCACCAGCGCUCCAACGCCUCCCUCGCCCUCCAGCUGAGUCACACCUGGCUUCAGAGGAGGUGCCUACCAGAUCACAGCUUUCCCGUCACCACUGUUGAAAACAACGGUACACUUCAGGCGCCUGCAUUCAGUCCCAGCCCCAUCAUAGUUAAAGGGCUGGCAGAUGCUAAGUGGCCCGGCAGGACCCAGACCCUGAAGCAUGAAGAGGUGACUUACUUCCUGGAUGGAGCUCACACCAUGCGCAGCAUGCAGGCCUGCGUUCGGUGGUUCCGAGAGACUGCAGCUGAGCACGAGAGGAGCGCCAGUGGAGCUGUGGCCAGAGUGCUGCUGUUCAACGCGACAGGAGAGAGAGACUCGGCUGCCAUGCUGAAACUGCUGGUGACGUGUCACUUUGACUUUGCUGUCUUUUGCCCAAACAUCACUGAAGCCAUUGCUUCCUGUAACGCAGACCAGCAGAACUUCAACGUGUCAGUGGAGAACAUGCUGACUCGCUGCUUGGACAACGAGAGGAGCUGGCGCCUUCAUAACCGGCUGGGUGAUAACGAAGGCACCCAGCUGCUGAUCCAGGAAAGUCUUCCUCGUUUACCUGAGCACAGAGGGGACACCUUGGUGUUCCCGUGCAUCCUCAGCGCCCUCCAGUGGAUCACGCAAGGCAGGGACUCUGUGCUGGCCGACCCGGCCAAGUCGAGAUUGCCGGUUAAACAGAGUGUCACGGCCAAAGCCGCUCCCCUCCGUGAGGCCGCGGAGAUCCACGUCCUCAUCACCGGAAGCCUCCACCUGGUGGGAGGAGCUCUCAAACACCUGGACCCAGCUUCCUCUAAGUGACCAUUUGCACAUGUUUACACUACUGUGGGAAACUUACCAGGACAGAAGAAGGUUUUUCAUGCUUUUAACAUUUCAGACUUGGGGAUUUGUUUCUCUGAGAGCUAAUUAUGAGGACUGAGGCAGCUCCAGCUUCACCCUGAGCCUUACAGCGCAGACGCUCCAGAGUGUCUUCAGUCUUACUUGAAGCCAGAUGUGUUUACAUGAGCUGUAGAUGCUACAAAGAGCUGAGCUGGUCAAACGGAAUGAUUUAAACUGCAUUAAUUGUUUCUGACCCUGUUGGGAACGUUUAAUUAUCACAUUUCAGAGAUCUUUAAAAAUUGAGAAAUAUUUGCACAUUUUCCUUUAUUGUGUCACUUUGGUUGCACAGUGUGCUUCGUACAUGUGGCCUCCUCUUUUUAAAUGUAUAAAUCUGGUGGAUUCACGAGUUUAAAAUCAGUGUUGCGUUUCUACGUCUUAUUUAAAUGGGCCUUAAUUUAACUUCAUGGUCAGACUGUGACACAUGCAGUCGGUGUAUUUAAAGCUAAAAGGUUAAGCCCUUCAGCCAUAUCCGUUCAGACUCUGACUUUUAUGAGCACAAAAUGAACAUCGCUGUUUUAAGUUUCACCAGAAAUUCACUUCUGUGGAAGCUCUACGAUGGAAUCCGCUCGCAUCUUUAAAAACUGAGCCGGUUAGUUUAUGCAGACGUUGUGCCAACCAUGGUUUAAAACUUUGGUGUCCUUCUUGGUCCUGCUGAUGGGAAAUGUUUUACAGACACAGUCCACGUCUCCGCAGUGUGAUCCACAAUAAAAACGGUUACAAAACAACA